Molecule: messenger RNA, 2163 nt
Organism: Ochlerotatus camptorhynchus
Lineage: Eukaryota; Metazoa; Arthropoda; Insecta; Diptera; Culicidae
Exons: 2
Coding region: 1-2163 (720 amino acids)
Biological process (GO): proteolysis
Molecular function (GO): zinc ion binding; nucleic acid binding; aspartic-type endopeptidase activity
Source: RefSeq, a predicted model, not a curated record
AUGCCGACCCGCGACAAGAAGCCGCCAGCGUUCAAGCUGUUGAUGGUCCAGCUUAAGAACAUCCAGACAUCUUUGGACGACAUCUGGAGAUUCGUGGACGGUUACCCGUCGACAACUACAGCAAGUCAGGUCAACGUUCGCUUGAAUAGGAUCGAUGAGUUGUGGGAAAGGUAUGGAGAGAUUCUAAUCGAUGUUCAAGCUCAUGAUGACUUUGAGGAUGAGGAUCAGGAGUUCGAUAAGGCUAGGGCCAAGGAACUGCAGGAUCCGGAGGAAGUUGAACAAUCCAUACGAGCAAAUGAGUCGUUGACACACGGCCAUGGUACCCUUGAUCAUGUGCGUUUGCCUCAAAUUAAGCUACAAGUUUUCAACGGGGACAUCGAUGAGUGGAUCAGCUUCCGUGAUCUGUUCACUUCACUUAUACAUCGGAAGACGGACUUGCCCGAAGUGGAAAAGUUCCACUAUCUCAAGGGAUGCCUGCAGGGAGAACCAAAGAGCCUGAUUGAUUCAUUGAAGAUUACGAAGAACAACUACCAAAUUGCGUGGGAUAUGCUGUUGAAGCGUUAUGACAACAGCAAGCAAUUGAAAAAGCGACAGGUACAAGCUUUAUUCAAUUUGCCAACAUUAUCCAAGGAAUCGGUAAGGGAUUUGCAUACUCUGACUGAUGGUUUCGAGAGAGUGGUGCAGAAUUUGGACCAGGUGAUCAAGCCUGAGGAUUACAAGGACCUGUUGCUCGUAAAUCUGCUCACAAACCGGCUGGAUCCAGUAACGCGCCGAGGUUGGGAGGAACAUUCCUCGACCAAGGAUCAAGACACGUUAGAAGAUCUCUCGGAUUUCUUACAUCGUAGGAUCCGGAUUCUGGAGUCAUUACCAACGAAGGCUUCGGAUUCCAAGACUUCUUAUCAAGUACAACAACCGUUGAGACAGAAAUCGUCUGUUGUGAAGGCCAGCUACGGUUCUGUGCAAUCGUCUGGGGGACGAUGUGCGGUAUGCAAGGAGAACCAUCCACUCUACCAGUGUUCAUCCUUCCAACGGUUGUCGGUGCGAGAAAGAGAUGCAGUGCUGAGGGCGAACUCUCUAUGCAGGAACUGCUUCAGAUCGGGCCAUCUGGCAAAGGAUUGUCCGUCAAAAUACUUCUGUCGUAGUUGCAAGGGUCGUCAUCAUACAUUGGUAUGCUUCAAACCGCAGAAGGAUGGGUUGGCGAAGGUCGCUGCUGUUGCUGGAAACAACAAUCCUCCUACUCAAAUGGAAUCUGGUGAACCAUCCACUUCUACAUCCUCCCAGGUGGUCAACAUGGCAGCCACCGAAAUAACAGUCUCUGGGUCCACUCAACAGUUCUCCUCCAAGGUUUUGCUGGCUACUGCGGUCGUUAUCGUGGAAGAUGAUGAGGGUAGUCAGUUCCCGGUUCGUGCUCUAUUGGAUUCCGGCUCCGAGAGUAAUUUCAUCGCUGAACGGUUGAGUCAACGGCUCAGGACACAUCGAGAGAAAGUAGAUAUUUCUGUGCACGGUAUUGGUCACGCGGCUACAAAGGUUAAGUACCAGAUUACCGCGAUGGUUCGUUCGCGAGCUACGGCUUUCUCGCAGAACAUGAAUUUCCUCGUGCUCCCAAAGGUUACGGUAAAUAUACCUACGGCGAAGGUGAAUACACAAGGCUGGACGGUGCCUAACGGGAUCAUCCUGGCGGAUCCCACUUUUUUCAAUCCAAGCUCAGCGGACAUGGUGUUGGGCAUCGAAUCCUUUUUUGAUUUCUUCGAAACUGGUCGAAGAAUUCCCCUCGGAGAUCAAUUGCCGACACUUAACGAAUCAGUGUUCGGUUGGGUGGUCUGCGGAGGUCUGACAAAUCCAAGUCAAGGCUUAAGCAUCAAUUGUAGUACGGCAACUACACAAGGAUUAGAGGAGCUAGUCGCACGGUUUUGGGUUAGUGAAGAGAUUGGCAGUUCCAAGGUUCUUUCGUUGGAGGAAAGUAAAUGUGAGGACAUUUUCCGGAAGUCGGUUCGCAGGGAAUCCGACGGUCGAUACUCCGUUUCGUUGUCGAAAGAUGAAGACGCAAUUUCCAGGUUGGGCGAGUCACGGGACAUCGCAUUCCGGCGGCUUCAAGGCACAGAACGUAGAUUGGCGAGGGAUGUUGGUCUGCGAGAACAGUACCAUCAGUUCAUGGAGGAAUAA